Juglans microcarpa x Juglans regia is the source of this 1536-nucleotide messenger RNA. RefSeq lists its product as uncharacterized. The record is from RefSeq and is a predicted model, not a curated record. Gene Ontology annotation, molecular function: nucleic acid binding; zinc ion binding. Lineage: Eukaryota; Viridiplantae; Streptophyta; Magnoliopsida; Fagales; Juglandaceae. The coding region runs from base 1 to 1536 and encodes 511 amino acids. The transcript is spliced from 2 exons.
AUGACAAUGGAAUGCUACACUGUGACGUUUGUGGAAUUAUCACUAUUUACAAGUUAUCUAGUACCCGAUGAGGAAAAGAAAUGCGAAAAGUUUGAACGGGGCUUGCAAUCGAGAGUUCGAAGUCGCCUGAUACCCCUGAGGAUCCUUAAUUUCACCGACUUGGUCACACGAGCCACCUUGAUUGAAGAAGACAUGAGGGCGAAUGCGGAACUAUUCAAUCAAAGUAAACGCCAACAACCUCUACUUGAGCCCAAUAGAAACAAAAAGCCUGCCCCCAACUACCGAUCACAGUCACCUCAGAGUAUUCCAAUGAAUCCGGUUUGCCAGAAUUGUGGAAAGAGGCAUCAAGGAAGCUGUUUAGUGGGCCAGAAUGUUUGCUUCAAAUGUGGGCAACCAAACCAUAUGGCUCGAGACUACCCAAGGAAUGCGCCACCUCUAGCUACAAAGAGUGGUCAAAGGCCUACCGCACAAGCUAGAGUCUUUGCCCUUACCCCAGGAGACGCUGAGACAUCUAACGAGCUGGUUACAGGUACCCUUCUAUUAUUUUAUCGUCAUGCUACCGCUUUAUAUGAUUCGGGUGCCACACACUCUUUUAUAGCACGUGCCUAUGCUUGUUUGAAUGAAAGAGUACCAGAGUAUCUUGAUUGUUCAUUAUCUGUUGCAACACCUACCGGUGAACAUAUAAUUUGUGAUACCAUACUUAGGAAUUGUCCCAUUGAAAUUAGUGGGAGACACCUCCCAGUAGACCUGGUGAUAUUUGAGAUGUUGGGAUUCGAUAUAAUCUUUGGGAUAGAUUGGUUGUCUCGAAACCAUGCAUGCGUUGACUGUUUAAAAAAAAAAGUGGUAUUGAAACCCUCGGGCAAGGAGGAAUUUAGUUUUUGCACAAAGAGAGGAAAUGCCCCACCCCAAUUGAUCUCGGCCUUACAAGCGACCAGAUUACUAAGACAAGGAUGUUCGGGAUUCCUAGAUAGUCUAGUAGCACCACCUGUAGAGGGACCUAAACUUGAAGAUAUCCCCAUUGUCAGGGAAUUUCUGGAUGUGUUUCCAGAGGAUCUUCUAGGGUUGCCUCCAGAUCGAGAGGUUGACUUUUCAAUCGACAUCCUACCAGGAACAACACCUAUAUCAAAGGCAACAUACCGUAUGGCUCUAGUAGAGCUAAAGCAGCUUAAGGAGAAAUUGCAGGAGUUGUUGGAUAAGGGUUAUAUUCACCCUAGUGUAUCACCAUUGGGCGCACCAGUCCUGUCUGUGAAAAAGAAGGAUGGUUCUAUGCGACAUUGUUACCACCAACUUAAGAUCAAGCCGGAAGAUAUUUUGAAGUCGACAUUUAGAACACGAUACAGACACUAUGAUUUUUUAGUCAUGCCAUUCGGUUUGACGAAUGCUCUAGCAACUUUCAUGGACAUGAUGAACAGAGUGUUCAGGGAGUAUGUUGAUCAGUUUGUUGUUGUUUUUAUCGACGAUAUUCUCAUAUACUCCAAAAGCCAAGCAGAUCAUGAGGGACACUUGAGGGUUGUGUUGCAGAUAUUAAGAAAUUAG